UCAGUGUCAAUCAGUUCAGUUAGUCAAGUGGGUCAAGUGACUUUUCUGACUCACAUUCGUUCAUUGCGAUCCGUAAAUUUCGUAGUGGUAGAGAUGCAUUCUCUUGUCACUGUUUUCGAUUUUCAAGUUACAACAAGGAUUUGUUGACUGUGAGAAACACAAUUUCAAAAUUAUUCGCUGAAAACGAGUCACAAUUUUGUAUAAUUUUUUAUUCAAUUUAUAGUGAUACGUCAAAACAUUAAAAUUGUUGUGCUAUUGUAUUUUUGGGAGAAAAGUUAGAAAAUAAUGUGCUAGAACGCAUCGAUUAAAAGACUGUUUAAGGGGAUUAGUCUUAAAGACAUUCCCGGACCUAGAAUAUAUUUUUGAAUUGGUGAACAUCAUGGAAAUGGAAACAGUCGGCGAUGUCGGAUUGGGCCUCCACGAGCCCCCAAAGUACGGAUUAAAAUUACCACUGGACCAUGAAUACCCGAUACAAAGCAAACAAUUAAUUAUACCUAAUGUGAAGCAAGUCUUUGAAAUGGCACCCUUGACUGCCAGGUACCUCAAAUAUUACAUCGGUAAAAGGUUAAGUAAGAAGAAACCUAUUAUGGACUAUGUUCACAUGAUAUCGGCUCAACGGAAAUAUGGCUGUCCUAUUGGAGGUAUCGGUGGUGGGACUAUUGGCCGGGGGUUCAAAGGAGAGUUCUGUCGCUUCCAACUAUACCCUGGCAUUUAUGAGUAUGUCUCAGUGCCCGAAUGCCAGUUCAUUGUGAACAUACGCAAUGGCAACAAUGAGACUAUUUUCCAGUCCGUUUUGUCUACAAAUAACAAACCAAGGAAGGCUCCACAUAGUUGGGAGUGGAACCUGAAUGGCGCUGACUGUGAGUACACAGCGCUUUACCCGCGUGCAUGGACCACUUAUGACCUCACUAAGUAUGGAAUAAAACUAGUAUGCCGACAGAUCUCGCCCGUUAUACCACAUAACUAUAAGGACAGUAGCCUGCCGUGCGCAGUAUUUGUAUUCACUGCUAUAAAUGUUAGCAAAGAGAAACGGGAUGUUAGUAUUAGUUUCACAUGGACUGAAGUACUUGGGGGAUCCCAUAAAAAGAAGGCUCUUGCCAAACUGGAUUUGGAAAGGUAUUCCGAGGAAUAUACAUGCGGUGUUACUCUGGAGCAAAAAAUUGCUGAUACACCAUGUACAUUCACCAUAGCUAAGAAGAAAGCCGAAAAUGAGACCAUUCACGAAGGUUAUUGCUUAUGGAAUGCGGCGAAGACUUCAGAAUAUGUAUGGGAGUGCCUAAAAAAUAAUGGUACAUUAUUACCUGACCCGAGCCUUACGCCACCUCCACCAAAAGUCCCAGACAGAGAGAAAACUAAAGAAGAAAGAGAGGCAGAGAAAAAAGAAAAACAGAAGAAAAUAUACAAAUGUGAUUCAGUAGCACUUUCAAGUGUGAUAUCAUUAGAACCUGGGUCAACUGGGUCGACGGAGUUCUGUCUCGUAUGGGACAUGCCUGUUAUAAAAUAUAAGAAGGAUAAGAAAAUUAAUAGGAGGUUUUAUACGAAGUUCUUUGGUAGCGACGGUAUAGCCGGUGCAAGCAUAGCUGCGUACGCGCUUAGGAAUUAUAGAAAUUGGGAGAAACUACUCGCAGAGUGGCAGGAUCCUAUCUUGAAUAAUAGUAAUAUACCAGACUGGUUAAAAAGUGCCUUAAUGAAUGAGCUUUAUUAUGUCGCUGACGGCGGCACGAUAUGGUUUGACGUCCAUGAUGAAUAUACAGAGAACGAUCCUAGGCAUGAGUUUGGUGUGUUCGGGUAUUUAGAAGGCCACGAAUACAGAAUGUACAAUACCUAUGAUGUACAUUUUUAUGCUUCAUUCGCGAUAGCACAACUUUGGCCUAAUUUACAAGUAGUAUUACAGUACAUGUAUCGUGACACUAUAGAAUUAGAAACUGAGAAAUGUAGACCAAACUUGUAUGAUGGGAAAUCAGUCAAGUUUAAAAUCAAAGAAUCUAUUCCUCACGAUCUUGGUGAUCCAGAGGACGAACCAUUCGCUAAUAUAAACGCGUACAACGUCCACGAUGUGAGCGACUGGAAGGAUCUGAACCUCAAGUUCAUAUUGCAAGUGAUCCGGGACUACCGGCUCCUGCGGGGACACAACGCGCCCUUCGGGAACGAAAGGUACCGCAACAUGGCCUAUAUAGACGACGUUAAGGAGGGCACGGAGGACGACCUGUACUCGAGGUCCACGGGACAGACCGACGACUCGGACCGCACCACGGACGAGUCGCCCGACCUCACGGAGCAGUCGACGCCGGUCGCGCGCGAGGAGAAGCCGUACGGCGUGGGCGAUAUACUCGACCUGUUGUACAGGAGCGCGGAGCCCGACGCAGGCGCGGGCGGCGGCGCGGCGGAGGCCGGGGCGCCCGCGGCCGCGCCCGCCGCCGCCGUGUGGCCGGCGCGCCGCUACCUGGCCGACAUGUACCCCGCCGCGCGAGCACUGCUGCGCGCCGCGCGCCGCUGGGACCACGACCACGACGGACUCAUCGAGAACGGCGGCUUCCCCGACCAAACCUUCGACGCCUGGAUCAUGACCGGACCCAGUGCUUACUGUGGAGGUCUAUGGGUGGCUUCAAUAAGUGCAGUCUGCGUAAUGGCUCGCAUUCUUGGUUACGAGGAAGAUGAAAAAGAGUUCACUAAACUGUUAGAACAAGCCAAGCAGUCGUUUGAAGAGAAACUUUGGAAUGGCUCAUAUUACAAGUUUGACUUGAAACCAGCUAAUUCUCACGUAAUAAUGGCUGAUCAGCUGGCUGGACAAUGGUUCCUUCGAUCAUCAGGCUGGAGUGAGCAAGUGUUCCCAGAAGAGAAUGUGCGCAAGAGUCUCGCUACAAUAUACGAGAAUAACGUGUUGAAGUUCAAGGGAGGCAAGAUGGGCGCCGUGAACGGUUGGAUAGCGGGACCACGUGGUCAUAUCGACACGCAAGCCAUACAGAGCGAGGAAAUGUGGACCGGAGUCACCUUCGGACUCGCUGCACUUAUGAUCUACGAAGGUAUGCAUGAGGAGGCAUUCGUGACUGCAGGAGGUUUAUACAAGACAUUAACAGACAUGGGUCUCGCCUUCGAAACUCCAGAAGCUCUGUAUGCGAAUGGAAAUCAUCGAGCAGUCGGCUACAUGCGACCUCUUUCCAUCUGGAGCAUGUACCAAGCAUUAGUAACUAGACCGCCACCCCCACCAGCAAUGGUGAAUGGACAAGCCCAUCAUGCCAAAGACAACAUGCAUUUAUAGUUUAUUAAAACUAUAACUAUCAUUAUACGAAAAACUUUUUGGACUUUUGGUAUACUGACAUGAAUUUAUUUAUAAAGUUUCGUAAUUCAUAUGGUUAGAUUGGCUAGAAAAUACCGCCUAAGUUGUUAAAUUAUAUUCUUAUGGAAAUUUAUGUGAAUCGAUUUGCUUUCGAACAAUGAAAUUGUCGAAUUGUUACUGCUUCGCAAUUAUUGUACUGCCUUAGAGGUGCCGAGCACGGUAUGUUUAGACAAAGAAAUUGGUAAUAAUACGACGAAUCAGUGAAUUGAACCUCGAAACUGCGAUCCAACGAGUUUUGGCAUUUAUUUAUUGAGGCAAUACUAUUGAUAAGUAUUUUGUACUUUCUUAAUCUAUAAUAGUAAUGAAUUUUAUGUAGAUUGUUCCACUUUAUUUUGCCUUAAUGAAAUUUUGCUUAUUUUUAAUUACAAAAAAUAAGGAGGCGCAUUCAUUAUGAAAAUCGUACGUUGUAUGAUUAUUUUCGAUAGGUAGUGUAAAUUGUUAUUUUUUUCUCAAAAUGAAAGUUUGAGAGUUAUGUUGUCUGUCGACUAGAGUGACAUUAUGUCUUCAACAUUCUGUGCAAUAUGCAUAUUAUAUUUCUGCACGUGAAUGCGUGUCUCCAUGUGAUUAUUUUAGUUAAGCAAUAAUUUUGCUUCCAUUAUAUUGUUAAACCAAUGAAACUGAAGUAUUAAGUUAGUUCCGUUGUUCGAAUUUUUAUAAUAAUUAGCAAAAAUUUUGUGCAUUUUUUAUAGUGCUUGUAUUUAUUUAACAAUAGAUGAUGUUUGUUUUAAAAUUAUUAUAAUUUAUUUUCAGUUCUUUUAAUAGUACCUAAUGAAAUUUUUGUAUUUGUCAUUUGGUGGCUUACUUAUUGUAUGCAAAAAGUAGGUGCCAAAUUAAAAUACUAACAAUAACGAAA
Spodoptera frugiperda (fall armyworm) is the source of this 4190-nucleotide messenger RNA. Its product is annotated as non-lysosomal glucosylceramidase. Gene Ontology annotation, molecular function: beta-glucosidase activity; glucosylceramidase activity. Gene Ontology annotation, cellular component: membrane. Gene Ontology annotation, biological process: carbohydrate metabolic process; glucosylceramide catabolic process. Bases 380 to 3259 code for a protein of 959 amino acids. The transcript is spliced from 15 exons. The record is from RefSeq and is a predicted model, not a curated record. Lineage: Eukaryota; Metazoa; Arthropoda; Insecta; Lepidoptera; Noctuidae.